AUAUUUUCCUUAAUGUUAAGAUUUUGUCCAAUCGGUGGAAUCAGUUGAUUAAUUAAUUGUGUCAACCUAAUAUUUAGAUUAUCUAAUUGUCGAUAAUAAUUAUAGUUCGAUGUGUUUUAUGUUAUGUGAUUUUUGAGUGAAAAAAAAGAUCAUCACAAGUUGUAAACAAAUGAAUUGUGGGUUUCGCUUCAAUUGUGAUUCUAUUUCAUCUCAAUUUGAUUACAAACUAUUGGUAAAUCUGGUAGAUUGUCACAAUUAACAAUGAAGCUCAAUUUUUCCUCAAUCAAAAGUUUCAACUGCUCUCAAGGUGCAGUGCGAGCGGUGAGAUUCAAUGUCGAUGGUGAUUAUUGUUUAACCUGUGGAAGUGACAAGAGUAUUAAAUUAUGGAAUCCAAGGAAAUCUCUUCUUCUGAAAACGUAUUCAGGCCAUGGAUACGAAGUGAUGGACGCCCGAAGUUCUUGCGACAGUUCUCAUAUCGCCUCGGGUGGUUUGGAUAAAUGUAUUUUCCUUUGGGAUGUUUCAACCGGUCAAGUCGUUAAAAGAUAUCGAGCUCACCAUGGGUUCAUUAAUUGUGUCCAAUUCAAUGAAGAAUCAACUGUCAUUCUAUCAGGAUCAAUUGAUUGUUCAGUUAAGACCUGGGAUUGUAAAAGUAGGAGUAAAGAUCCAAUUCAAGAAUUCAAAGAGGCGAAAGAUUCAAUCACAUCAAUUACAGUUUCUAAUUAUGAAAUAAUCACAAGUUCAUUGGAUGGGAAAGUCCGUCGUUAUGAUCUUCGGAAUGGUAAACUUCAUGCCGAUGAUCAAUCAUGUUCAGUUAAUUUUGUCAGCAUUACCAAAGAUGGACAAUGUUUAUUAGCUUCAUGUGCCAAUGGAAUCAUCAGAAUGGUGGAUAAGGAAAGUGGUGAAAUUUUAUCAGAAUAUCGUGGUCAUGUAAAUAAAAAAUAUCGCUUGGAAAAUGGUCUAAUCAAUAACGAUUCAAUUGUUGUCUCCGGUUCUGAAGAUGCUAAUUUAGUUUGUUGGGAUCUUAUCCAAGGUAAAAUCAUAGAAAAGGUUCAUCAUGAUAAUCAUCGAGUAAUUCAUUCAAUUGAUUGUCAUCCAACUAAAAACGAGAUAAUAACUGCUGGAGAGGGAAAUGUUCAUUUAUGGGAAUUUAAUCAACAAUCUAGUGAUUGAUUGGAGCAGUUGACUAACAAUUAAGUUUAAAUGGUCAUUCAGUUUUCACUAAUCAUCUCAAUGUUUAUGGUUAACAAUUCAAAUUGGUUCAAUGGAUAUCUGAUUGUGUGUAAUAGUAUUAGUCACAAUUUUCAAUUCAGCUAAUUAAUCUAAUCAAAUUGAAAUAUUUUCACCAUUAGUAAUUAUAUUUUACUCUAACCAGGAAAUUUUUAAUUACGUAAGAUUUUUUUGAUUAUUUAACAAUGAAUAUUGCAACAACUUUCUGAUUACAGUUAUUACAAAUCUAUUGAUUUCCAUUAAAUUUAAUUAGAAUUUAGCUUUUCAAUCAUGAUUAGGUUCAAUUAUCAACUGUAACCAUGGUUUAUUAUCAAUUUGUAAACUGUUAAAAGGCCGAUUGUUUCACUUAAUUGUUGUUAAUUGUAUUCCAAAGUUGAUUUUGGUGAAGAAAAAGUUAACAAUGUGUUUCUCCUGUUGUUUUGGCUCUGAAGAGGAUCAACCACCUCCACCACCACAGUACCCACCUCAUCAUGAGAUUCAUCAUCAUCCACCGCCUCAUCACCAUGAACCACCUUAUCCACCACAACCACCACCACAUCAUCAUUAUGAACCACCACCACCUCCACAUCAACAUCAACAUCACCACGAGCCUCAUCACCACCAUCAUGAGCCACCUUACCCACCACAACCACCACCACAUCAUCAUUAUGAACCACCACCACCUCCACAUCAACAUCAACAUCACCACGAGCCUCAUCACCACCAUCAUGAGCCACCUUACCCACCACAACCACCACAUCAUCCUUACUAAAUUAAGUAAAUUACUUUGAAUCUUAAUCGUUUUCUAAAUACUCCAAUACUCCAAUAAACGAUAUAUUUUUUGUAUUUGAUUUGAAACAAAAAAGGUUAAGUUUAUUAAAUCAUGUUAAUUAAACACCAUUAAACUAUUACAA
Panonychus citri (citrus red mite) is the source of this 2120-nucleotide messenger RNA. RefSeq names its product WD repeat domain-containing protein 83-like. Gene Ontology annotation, cellular component: catalytic step 2 spliceosome. The coding region runs from base 262 to 1170 and encodes 302 amino acids. Gene Ontology annotation, biological process: mRNA splicing, via spliceosome. The transcript has 5 exons. The record is from RefSeq and is a predicted model, not a curated record. NCBI's taxonomy places the organism in Eukaryota, Metazoa, Arthropoda, Arachnida, Trombidiformes, Tetranychidae. Gene Ontology annotation, molecular function: protein binding.